Molecule: messenger RNA, 2553 nt
Organism: Fragaria vesca subsp. vesca
Lineage: Eukaryota; Viridiplantae; Streptophyta; Magnoliopsida; Rosales; Rosaceae
Product: subtilisin-like protease-like
Exons: 1
Coding region: 1-2322 (773 amino acids)
Biological process (GO): proteolysis
Molecular function (GO): serine-type endopeptidase activity
Source: RefSeq, a predicted model, not a curated record
AUGGCUGUUCCAUCUCCUUCCCUCUUCUUCUUCCUUGUCCUCUGUUUCGUCCACGCAACUUUCUCAACUGACCAAUCCGACCGUGAUUCUCCUCGGACGUUCAUCGUCCACGUGUCGAAAUACUCCAAGCCGGCUUUGUUCUCCUCCCAACGCCGCUGGUACACCUCCAUCCUCCGCUCCCUCCCUCCCUCCCCUCACCCCACCAAGCUCCUCUACACCUACUCACGCGCCGUCCAUGGCUUCUCCGCCACGCUCUCCGCCUCCCAAGCCCACGCGCUCCAAUCCCACCCCGCCGUCCUCUCCGUCGUCCCCGACAUGCCGCGCCAGCUCCACACCACCCGCACGUACGACUUCUUGGGCCUCGCCGACAACUUCGGCAUCUGGCCCAACUCGGACUACGCUGACGACGUCAUCAUCGGAGUUCUCGACACCGGGAUUUGGCCCGAGCGUCCGAGUUUCUCGGACUCGGGUCUGGGUCCGGUCCCCAAGACGUGGAAGGGCAAGUGCGUGAUCACAGGCGACUUUCCCGCUUCUUCUUGUAACCGGAAGAUCAUCGGCGCCAGAGCUUAUUUCAACGGCUACGAAUCCCAUCUCGGAAAACCCAUGGACGAGUCCAACGAGUCCAGAUCGCCUCGUGACACCGAAGGCCACGGCACCCACACAGCCUCCACCGCCGGCGGCUCUAGAGUUUCCAAUGCCAGCUUCUACGAAUACGCUUCCGGCGAAGCCAGAGGUAUGGCCAGCAAAGCCAGAAUCGCCGCCUAUAAAAUCUGCUGGACUUUCGGUUGUUUCGAUUCCGAUAUUCUCGCCGCCAUGGACCAAGCCAUCGCCGACGGCGUCCACAUCAUCUCGCUCUCCGUCGGAGCCAGCGGCGGCGCUCCGCCUUACGACCGCGACUCCAUCGCAAUCGGAGCCUUCGGUGCGGCCCAGCACGGCGUUCUGGUCUCGGCCUCCGCCGGAAAUUCCGGGCCCGGAAAAUUCACUGCGACCAACAUCGCGCCGUGGAUCCUCACCGUCGGAGCUUCCACUCUCGACAGAGAGUUUCCCGCCGACGUCGUUUUGGGCGACGGCAGGGUCUUCAACGGCGUGUCGUUGUACUCCGGGGAGGGUCUAAUGGAUUACAAGCUCCCGUUAGUCUACGGCGGAGACUGCGGCAGUAGGUUGUGCUAUUCCGGGGCUCUGCAACCGUCGAAAGUGCAAGGCAAGAUCGUCGUGUGUGAUCGUGGAGGUAACGCCAGAGUCGCCAAAGGAAGCGCCGUUAAGCUCGCCGGUGGGAUCGGAAUGAUAAUGGCAAACACAGAAGAGAGCGGUGAAGAGCUUCUUGCUGAUUCUCACCUGAUCCCGGCAACAAUGGUGGGUCAAAUGGCUGCCGAUCAGAUAAGGAGCUAUAUCAAAACUGGUCAUAAUGCAACUGCCACGAUCAAAUUCCGAGGAACUGUAAUUGGGACUUCUCCACCAUCGCCGAAAGUAGCUUCGUUUUCGAGCAGGGGUCCGAAUUCUCUGACUCCGGAGAUACUAAAACCCGAUGUGAUUGCUCCCGGAGUGAACAUUCUAGCUGGUUGGACUGGUGCUUCUUCCCCUACUGAUUUGGACAUUGAUCCCAGACGAGUUGAGUUCAAUAUCAUUUCUGGCACAUCCAUGUCCUGCCCACAUGUUAGUGGCAUUGCUGCUCUGUUGCGGAAGGCCUAUCCGAAAUGGUCUCCUGCUGCUAUUAAAUCCGCAUUGGUGACAACAGCCUAUACUUUGGACAAUUCCGGGAACAAAAUUAAGGAUCUUGCAAAUGGGGGAGAGUCGACGCCUUUUGUUCAUGGAGCUGGGCAUGUUGAUCCUAAUAGGGCACUUAAUCCUGGGUUGGUGUAUGAUAUCGAUGUAAAUGACUAUGUUGCGUUUAUGUGCUCGAUUGGUUAUGGUCCUAGGCAGAUAGCUGUUUUCAUGAGAGAGUUAGCCGGGGAUGAUAUAUGUGCUAGAAACAGUUUAGCUAGUCCUGGUGAUUUGAAUUACCCGUCAUUUGCAGUGGUGUUUAAGCCUGGCCGGGAGUUGGUGAAGUACAAGAGAGUUGUGACAAAUGUUGGGAGUGUCGUUGAUGCGGUUUAUGAGGUUAAUGUGGAUGCUCCGGCCGGUGUUGAAAUCAGUGUUGAGCCGAGUAAGCUGGUUUUCAGUGAAGUAAAUCAGACUCAGAGUUAUGAGGUUACAUUUGCGAAAGGUAUUGGUUAUGUAAAUGGGGAGAGAUACGGGUCAAUUGAGUGGAGCGAUGGGCGUCACCAUGUGAGGAGUCCAGUUGCUGUUAGGUGGAGCAAUACUGGGUAUUCAGCCUCCAUGUGAGUUAAUUGUACUGUGGGAGAUGAAGGAUGAAUAUGCUCGGAUUGAGCAUUGGCUUUGUUUUUCUGCAAAUUUUAACCUAGCAGCCCCUAGUGUAAAUUUUCCGAAUGUGGUUUUCAGGUAAGAAUGUGGUCUGUGCAGGCCGUGUUUAUUUGCAUAUGUUGCAUUGCUGUAAAGUUGAAGCUUGGAAGCUUAUCUAAGCAAUAAAUUGAAUCACAUUAUGCUCAAGAUUAG